GCAUUACGUUUUCCAAUGUGACACUUACUCUGAUUGGCUUUUCGUUUCUGUCACUCAUGCCUCCGCGUCGUCCCGCUCUAAAACGCUCAAUCAGUCAUGCUCAGCGGCAGUUCAGUUGGCGGCAACCAAUAAGACCGUUCGUGAGCUCGACGUUCUGUGACUUCCAAGAAGAACGCGACUAUCUCGUCAAACACGUCUUUCCCAGACUCGACAAAGCGUGUCACGAACGAGGAACGUACUUCGCGCCGAUAGAUCUUCGCUGGGGCAUCAACGAGUCCCAAAGCAGUCAAGGUCACGUGAUCCAACUCUGUCUUGACUACAUUCGGAAGUCGUCGCCAUUCUUUGUGUGUUUGCUUGGCGAGCGAUAUGGAUCACACCUACCGCCUAAUGCGCCUGCAGACCACCCAUCUGCUACGUGGUUUGAAAAAAAUCUAUCGAUUGCACAAAUGAAUGGAUUUGAGUGGCUUCGAAGGGAGGAAUUCAAACACAAAAGUAUCACCGAGUUGGAGGUCAUACAAGCUGCGUUUGAGGAGGAAAGCAACGCCGCAUGUGCGUAUUUCUAUAUGCGAGAUCCUGGAGCUGUAGCCAUUCGGUUGCCUUCUGAUCUGAGCGACGAGGAGAGGCAAGCAAGACUAGCAGUGUUUGGUGCCGAGAGCGAGUUUGCAGAGAAACAGAUGAGUGCGUUGAAGGAGAGAAUAGUGAAGAGUCGGUUGGCUGUGAGACGAUUUAAUACGGUCGAGGAACUCGGGAAGAUGUUGUUGGACGAUUGGAUGACUGUGAUUAAUAAUGAGUAUCCACAGUUGGCUGAUAGCUUCGCAAACCAUGAGGGAGAUCUCUUCAGGGAAUGGGCAGCUCAUGAAUCAUUUGCUGAGACGAGACGACGAGCAUUUGCUCAAACUCCACACAUCAGCCGCAUCAGUGAGAAUCUCACUCAUUAUGUUGCCAGACUGUCUGAUGGAAAAGAGACGAAGACGCAAGUCGUCGUGGUAGAAGGAGAGCGUGGGUGUGGCAAGACGUCGGUUGUUGCCAAUUGGAUGAAGGCAAUUGCAGGAAGUGCACCAGAAAUUGCGUUUCUAUCUUACUACGUAGGAAGCAGCGCAGCAAGCUCGGAUAUUCUCAGUUUUCUUCGAUACUGCACAGCAGAGAUCCGUCGUUUCCACACAGGAUCGUACAUGACACCGACAGAGGGAGACUCCAAUUCAGCGAACACACAAAUUGCACUCGAGGCAUUUCACGGCGCUCUCAAUCUCGGUCCGACCAUCAUCAUGCUCGACGGAUUAGAAGAAAUGUCAAGUGAAGAUUACAAAAACUCCGAGUUGAUGUUCCUUCCUGAAUCAAUGCCAAAGCAAUGCUUGUUUGUCAUCACCAUGGCUGUUGAUCAUCCAAAGCUUCUCGUCUUGAAACAGAGAAGAGACGUGGAGAUACAUCAACUGCCAUUGCUUAGCAACGAUGAUGACAAAAAAUCAGUGAUGCAGCAGCAUCUUGUCAUGCAUAGGAAAGAGCUCAAUGAGCAUCAAUACAAGAAAAUCACAAGCUGUGAUCUUAGUAGUCGACCUCUCUUCCUGGCUGCGUUAGCCAAUGAGAUGAGAUUAUUUGGCAAGUUCAAGGAUGUCGACAAGCAUCUUGAUCAUUACUUGAAGUCAACGUCCAUCGAGGAUCUCUGGUCACGCAUAAUCUUCCGCUGGUGUCAAGACUACGGUUGGAGUUCGAGCUCUGAAUGUGUACUCCCGAAAAGCGGCAAUCUCUAUGACAACUGGGUGGCAGAUCUACUUCGACUGAUUGCUGUAUCUCGUCAUGGUCUCAGUGAACAAGAAAUUCUGACUGUUCUCGUACGGCGUGGGUAUGACAACAAACAUGAGGUGACAUCGGCCAUGCUCGCUCUCCUUCGAUCUGCAGUGAUGGAUGCAUUGUUUGAGAAGCCGGGAGGAAUGCUCACCUUCUUUCACAGCCACCUGCAAGAAGCAGUAACAAACAAUCUCUUUUCAACAUCAAACGGUGACACCACGACCGCUGAUCCAAACGUUUACCACAAAUUUCUUGUUGAUUAUUUCACAUCUUUGCCUCAUUCUCGACGUAGAGCAGAAGAGUUGCCAUGGCAACUGUUGGAAGCCAAUGAAACAGAGUCUCUGUGCAAGGUGCUGACAGAGCCUGAUGUUUUUCUACAACUGACAAGCGAUGCCGGGAAGAACCCACUAAAACUAGACUUACUGAAGUAUUGGAACGUCUUACAUGAUGGUGGCUACGAUGAGAGCACAGUUUAUCUCCACAUGUUGAAGACACAACGAAGUCAUUUGGCUCCAGUGAAAAACGAUGAAGAUGUACCCGAUAGUUCGGCAUCCUCCCAAACUGAUGAGUUGGAAAAGCUUGCAGCAACGGGACAAGCAGUUGGGCAAUUCCUGGCUGAACGCCAUAAGUUCGAUGACGCUUUACUUGUCCUUCAGGAUGCACUGGAAGACAUGAAGCGUUGCCACGAAGAACAACGAUACAACCACCUCCUACUAACCGAAAUACAGGAAAGCAUCGGCCACAGAUUCCUCUACAAACUGGAGAUACAAGAAGCCGAGAAAUGGUACAGCAUGGCAUUGGAAACAGUCGCUCUAAUUGAGUCGAAAGGCCAACGUGAAUACGAGCUGCAAGGCCGGAUACUUAAUGCAUUAGGUCAGCUGUAUGCACGAGGCAAUAAGACAGAAGACGCUGAAGUAUGUUUGAAGCAAGCCGCAGAGUACAUGACAGCAGCUGAGUCGACUCCGGGGUUAGCGACCGUCGACUAUAAUUUGGGUAUUUUGCGAUCGCGACAAAAGCUUUUCAACGAGGCAGAGACACACCUCCGACAAGCGGUCACUACACGAGAGCGUUGGUUCGGAAUGAGUCAUUUCUUUGUCGCCGAAGUGUUGAACGAACUAGCUGGACUACUCGUGUCUCGCCACUGGUUGAAACGAGACCCGUGGUUGGCUAAGGAAGCAUUGGAUAUGUACAAGAGAGCACUGAACAUACGCGAGCUUCAUUUAGGAAAAUCUCAUCUACUUGUAGCGACGACUUUGUUUCACACGGCAAAGCUGCUCGCUCACCCACAGCUGUCUCGUAAAAACGAGGCACUUUGCUAUCUAAAGCGAGCAUUGGGAAUCAGGAAGGAGGUGCUUGGUAUGGAACACAAACUAACGAAAGUGAUCGCUAGAACAGUGGACGAGGUAGAGAGUGGGACAUUUGGCACGAAACAAGGAAACAGACAGAGUGGAACCUCGAACUCUGCUGCAGGAGAUAAAGUCCAACAACAACCGAGGCACGAAACAAAGGAGGAGGAUGGAUGGCAAUGCGUACGCAACCGACGGCAGAGCCGAGAAAUCCGAAAGGAAGACGGGUUCGUAAGAGAUAGAGGCCAAGGAAGACAAGGACGAGGACAAGGAGGAAUGGGAAGAGGGAGUGGACCACGACGUGGCAGCGAGCCUUUACCUUUAUCAGUUGGACACAAAACAAGCCAUGUCAUGCGACGAGUCGCCUCUGAGAGUGUCCCACGUUCGUUUUCACGUAUCAGUGAGGAGAGCAAAGAAAACGAACGCGCGUUCACCGGACGACGUGGACAAUUGAGAGAGCAACAAACGUUUAGGUCUACGUCGGUUGCUCAGCAGGCAAAUCAAACCGUGGAAAGCAACAAACCAAUAUCACACACUGCUGCAGCCCGAGAGCCACCAUACCAGCAAUCUAUUCCCACAGUUGAUUCCAUACCAGAAGAGAACUGUCACAUGUCAUCAUACGCUCAGCUGGUACACACAAGAAAAGGACGAGGACGAGGCAGCAGACACAAAUGAACGUCCUGCCUGUGAUGUCAUUCGUCAUUACACACACAGCCACAUAUCCACGGACACACUACACUGUAUACGCUUAUUUUUAUGACAACAUUUUAUACCUUCUAUUGCUUCACUUGCUUAUGUAGAACUGCCUCGUAUUUGUAUAGAACUUUGCUCGAAGCUACAGCAUGCCAUUGCCGCCGUAUGUGUUUUCUACACGUUUAUAUGAUACUAGAACGAAUUAAAAGUUUAGAAACAACAGAAAACAUGCUAAGAAAUCAUUGCACGGUAACUCACUUUAUAAGUUCCGCCAUCUUGUGCAGCUUAUUACU
Molecule: messenger RNA, 4117 nt
Organism: Corticium candelabrum
Lineage: Eukaryota; Metazoa; Porifera; Homoscleromorpha; Homosclerophorida; Plakinidae
Product: tetratricopeptide repeat protein 41-like
Exons: 1
Coding region: 57-3806 (1249 amino acids)
Cellular component (GO): Cul4-RING E3 ubiquitin ligase complex
Molecular function (GO): protein binding
Source: RefSeq, a predicted model, not a curated record